This is a messenger RNA of Erythranthe guttata (spotted monkey flower), 1889 nucleotides long. RefSeq lists its product as uncharacterized. Gene Ontology annotation, biological process: poly(A)+ mRNA export from nucleus. Lineage: Eukaryota; Viridiplantae; Streptophyta; Magnoliopsida; Lamiales; Phrymaceae. The record is from RefSeq and is a predicted model, not a curated record. Gene Ontology annotation, cellular component: nucleus.
AUGGCAACGGCUACAGUGCCUAAAUUGGAAAACCCUAGAAACUGUACCGUUCACAAUUCGAAGCUUCAGACUAUCGAAGAAUUGUUAUCAAAUGAGAUACCAGCAUCUUCAGGUGGAGGCUUCGAGGAAUCCGAGGGUAAAUCGACGGCUGUGGCUGCGGCGGCGACAGCUAACGAUGCCGAUGGCGGCGCUGCUGACACUGAUAUUCAGAAGAAGGCGAAGCGUGCUGAGCGGUUCGGAAUGACAGUGCAUUUAUCCGAAGAGGAGAAGCGCAAUUCUCGAGCCGAGAGGUUCGGCGCCAGUUCUGCUGCCAACAAAUUAGAUACUUCCAAGCCAUUAGAGGAGCUGAAGAGGAAAUCUCAAGCCGAGAGGUUUGGAAUCGUUCAAUCUGAUCCAUCUGAUGAGGAAGCGAAGAAGAAGGCUAGACAAGCUAGGUUUGAGUCUUUCUCCAAGGCCGAUUCAGUGGAGGAAGAUAAAAGGAAAGCGAGGGCAGUUAGGUUUUCACAGCCGGAUUCUGGUUCGAAGGCAAAUGGAAAAGGGAAUGCUGACGUGAAGACAGCUAUUGCUGAAACGGCCGAUGGAGGAACUUAAACGAGCAUUCACUGUUGAUCAAUAGGCAGUUGCUAAGGAGCUGACUUCUUGAUCUCCAUCCUGUUGCUUACAGAGAUUUUACGUGACCUUCAGUUGACAUACAAAGGAUUCUCCUUUUCCUUUUUUUUUUUUCCGGUAUUGUUUACAUACGUUUUCCUAGUGAGACCUGAGCUAAUUAACAGCAACCUCCUCUAAUUAACAUGUCUGAAGUCAUCUAUCAACCGUAUCAAACACUAACUUAAUGCCUAAAUUAGGUCUUUCAAGAGUCUUGCAUAAAAUGUUCAUCAUUUAUGGUCUGACAUCUUGUGCCGCACGAAAAGUAUUUUUGAGUUGUGUAAGAUACUGGUUAGUUUUUUAACCGUUCAUAGUUUCAAUAGAAUAUGUUGAUGUAAGAUUAUCCUCCAGUCUUCCGCAUUCUUGAAUGUUAAGGAUUUAUUUUUAUACGUAUCAAAGGGUCUCUUGUGAACCAAAGAAUAGCAACAUUUUUCAACUUUUCUUGGGAUGUAUUUUGUUCGUACUGCCUUAAGCUAAGAAGAAACGUAAGAGUCUGCAUGCGAAUGCUUUUGGUGAAAAUAUUUCAAGAAUUUCAUGGAUUCACUGACUAACAUAGUCUCUACAGCAUUCAUGUCCUGACAGAAUCAAUAACAGAGUUAGAAUAUAUAUGCAUGGUAUUUUGAAAAAAAAAACGAAGCGAGUAUAAUUGAGUCUUCUUACUUAUGAGAUAGUUAAUAUGGUCAUAUUUGCGUCAAUAAUACGGUACGGUUGGGUCGUUUGAGAUAGAUUAACAUGGAGGAGGUGCUUGUCAAUUAUACAUGGUCUCACUAGGCGGUAUGGUAUCUGCUAUUUUUGUUAAAUGCUUUGAAAUCACUGAAGAAAUCGGCUUUGUUAAGAAAACUUGUAUGGCAUUCAUCAAAUUUUGUAAAGUCCAAACGACGAGGAAUCCUUCUCUGGUUUCGAACGGCGUCUUUACACCUUGUACUGAUGUAAAACAUGUUUAUUAUUUUAUUUUUGUCUGUUGAUUUGUUUUCCUGAUUAAAUAGCUUCAGCUAUAAGAAGAAGAAAAAUAUGCUGAAGAAAAUUCGUAUUUUGUUUUUGCAAGUAUUUAUAACUGGUAGUUAUUAAAUAACUCAUUCCAGUGGGGAAAUUAACAAAAGCUCAGAGUUUUGUUUGGUAGCUGAUUUGGCUGUAAAUCAAGACAGUCAGUAUCACGAGUGUGUAAGAAAGUGAUUGACGUCGAUAUUUUCUACAUAUUCACUGAAUAAAUUGUAAUAUAUUUAUUAAAUUUAUUAUUUUUCUUU